AGAUUAAGAUCAGAUAUCACUGGCAACCCCGUUGAAAAAAUAUGGGUUUCCAAAGAAACAUAUUGGGUUUCCUUUUCUUGAUAUUGGCUUCACUAACAAGCCUCUCUUCUAGCCUUCCUAGUGAAUACUCCAUAGUGGAACAUGAGAUUGACGCAUUUCUUUCGGAGGAAAGGGUGUUGGAGAUCUUCCAACAGUGGAAAGAAAAGCAUCGGAAAGUGUACCGGCACGCCGAGGAGGCUGAGAAAAGGUUUGAAAAUUUCAAGGGGAAUUUGAAGUAUAUCCUAGAGAGGAAUGCAAAGAGAAAAGCAAACAAAUGGGAACAUCAUGUGGGAUUGAACAAGUUUGCUGAUAUGAGCAAUGAGGAGUUCAGAAAAGCUUACUUGUCAAAGGUGAAAAAGCCCAUCAACAAAGGGACAACCCUGUCAAGGAACAUGAGGAGAAAGGUGCAGUCUUGCGAUGCACCCUCAUCCUUGGAUUGGAGGAACUAUGGAGUUGUGACUGCUGUCAAGGACCAAGGUUCUUGUGGAAGUUGUUGGGCAUUCUCAUCAACUGGAGCCAUGGAAGGAAUCAAUGCCUUAGUUACUGGAGACCUAAUUAGCCUUUCAGAACAAGAACUUGUAGAUUGUGAUACCAGCAACUAUGGGUGUGAAGGAGGAUACAUGGACUAUGCUUUCGAAUGGGUUAUAAACAAUGGCGGGAUCGAUAGCGAAAGCGACUACCCCUACACUGGUGUGGAUGGCACAUGUAACACCACCAAGGAGGAAACCAAGGUUGUAUCUAUUGAUGGCUACCAAGAUGUAGAGCAAUCAGAUAGUGCUCUUUUAUGUGCCGUUGCUCAGCAACCUGUUAGUGUGGGAAUUGAUGGUUCCGCCAUUGAUUUUCAACUUUACACUGGUGGAAUUUAUGAUGGGAGCUGCUCGGAUGAUCCAGAUGACAUUGAUCAUGCUGUUUUAAUAGUUGGUUAUGGUUCAGAAGACAGUGAAGAGUAUUGGAUAGUGAAGAAUUCAUGGGGAACAAGUUGGGGGAUAGAUGGAUAUUUCUAUCUAAAAAGAGACACUGAUUUACCAUAUGGUGUUUGUGCUGUCAAUGCCAUGGCUUCUUAUCCAACUAAACAAUCCUCUUCACCAUCCCCUUAUCCAUCGCCAAGUGUUCCUCCACCGCCACCUCCUUCAACUCCACCACCACCACCACCUCCAUCUCCUUCACCAAGUGAUUGUGGAGACUUUUCCUAUUGUUCAAGUGAUGAGACAUGCUGUUGCCUUUUUGAAUUCUAUGAUUAUUGCCUAAUAUACGGCUGCUGUGAAUAUGAAAAUGCUGUUUGCUGUACUGGAACUGAAUACUGCUGCCCUAGUGAUUACCCCAUUUGUGAUGUCCAAGAAGGACUCUGCCUCAAGAACACUGAAGACUAUCUGGGAGUAGCAGCUAGGAAGCGAAAGGUGGCUAAACACAAAUUACCAUGGACUAAAAUAGAGGAAACAGAGAAGACAUACCAGCCUCUGCAAUGGAAAAGGAACCCUUUUGCUGCAAUGCGUUGAAAAAAGUGAAAAAUUACAUAUCAUCUCUUAAACCUUGAAGGUUGUUUUCACCUUUUUUAUUUUUCUUUCAUUUUUGCCUUUUCAUUUCCAGCAAGCAAAUCCAUGCAGAUAAGACUAAGAAAGGGGCAUAUUUGUUUAGAUGAUGCAUUUGAAUUUGGAAACUGUGUUUGUCAUUCUUCACCAGUGGGGUAUUAAAACUACUAUGCUUUUGUUUA
This is a messenger RNA of Gossypium raimondii (Peruvian cotton), 1750 nucleotides long. Its product is annotated as cysteine proteinase mucunain. The coding region runs from base 42 to 1535 and encodes 497 amino acids. Gene Ontology annotation, cellular component: lysosome. The transcript is spliced from 5 exons. NCBI's taxonomy places the organism in Eukaryota, Viridiplantae, Streptophyta, Magnoliopsida, Malvales, Malvaceae. The record is from RefSeq and is a predicted model, not a curated record. Gene Ontology annotation, molecular function: cysteine-type endopeptidase activity.